AUGUCUCAUGAUCACCAAAACGCUGAUGAUGAUGAUUGGAUAAAUGAUUAUCACGAUCUAUGUCACUACAUUCACGAUAGAGCAUCGGUAAAGACAACGAAAAAGAAUAGAUACAAAUUUUUACUAAAAGUAUACAAACAAAGGAAACAACAUACAAAACCUUUUAAUCAAAAUCGAUCGGAUGGUGGUUUAUGGGAAACUGCAAGAUUACUAGAUUUACAACUCCAAGACAGUAUUGCACGGGAAAUGGAAAUGGAUAGACUUGAAAAAAAAAGCAAAGCUCAAGAGGCCUAUCAAUUUGUGCCUAGGUUUAAAGCUGACCCAUUUGUUAAAGUAUGGUGUAAAGUGGGAGAGAGUGAUUCCCUUGAUAACGAUCGAAUGUGGCAAUGUAUUGAAACAAGGUCUGCCAAUUCCCCAUCGGUACCUUUUAUCAGUCGUAGUACUCUGAUCACUCAAUACCAUCACGCCAAUUGGGAAUAUCUUGGGAGAAAAUACUUUGGAAGGAUGCAACCUAUUCCGAUGGAUGGUCAGUGUGCGUCAGAGCUUGCUUUGUCACUCGAAAACAAGGUAGAUGAUUUGAUUGGAGUGUGUAACGCAGUCGAAUAUUUCUACAAACGAAGCAUACUCUUGGAUGAGAUCGUUCGUCUUGCAUUAAAAUAUCAACAUCCCGACAAUCUCCAAUUCAUCAUGUCCUAUGUAAAGCCCACACAUAUCGCCGCCAUCUACACCUUCACCAAAUAUAUUUCUGAUGAAAUACCCACCGAGAUGAAAUAUCCUCGUCCUCGGGAUAGCAAAGUACCCAAUCGACACUGUUUUUGUCUUGGUGGUAUAUUCAACAACGAUCUACUACACACCAUCGAAAUAAGAAACCGAAACUACUCACUCGUCAGUGAAUCGUCGUUUGCAACAGACCGGAUGAUGGAAAAGGAUGAAUGUAAUCCUUUGAUCAAGUUGUACCAAUCACCCAUUCGUAUUGAUUUCAAAUCUUACCGUAAAACAAUGAUCAACAAUCUCACACUCUUCAAAGAUUGUUUUAAUUGGUUCACAUCGUCGGUUCUUUCAAAUGUAACUUGGGGUGAAAUAGAUGGUUGUCGUGUGGUGUGUGCAGGUGGAGCUGUACUUGGUUCUCUUACUUGUGGGUCAAAAUCCUUUGAAGAAUAUCACGAGACCUAUCUACUUUCUGAACAGGCAAUCGCAACACUACCACUAGUAUGUAGAAAACAAAUACAAGAAUACCUUUCAUAUCCAACAAAAAAAGCCAUCUCCGAAGCUAGACACCAACUUCAAGGUAAAAUUCAACUUCAACGUCGAGGAUUUAGUUUUUCAGAAGACGGUCUGACCGUUGAUCCCCUCACCUGUGAAACAUUCUCCAAUUGGUACACGUCUACCCAAUUACAUUACAACUCCACCUCAUCCCCAUACUUCAACUCUGAUAUCGAUCUAUUCCUCAUUACAAAAUCAAAAGAGAGUGCAACGGAACGAAUCAAACAAUUGGUAAAAGAGAUUACCGUGUGUCUUCCAUGUAGUUACCAUAUCGUCAAAACUACAUAUUCAUUGACGAUCCUACCAACAGUCUUUCCAUACCGUCCAAUCCAAAUCGUCACAGCGACACUUCAAAGCUACUAUGAGUUCAUUCUCAAAGCAGAUAUAGAUUGUACAUGCUUUAUAUAUGAUGGAGAUCAUGUAUACACCCAUUUACGUGCUAUUCAAUCAUUUUACACUUCGACCAAUCGCAUAUCACCUCGUCUACUCGAACCAGAGAGAUCUCGAAUGAUCAAGUACGCAAAAAGAGAUUAUUCAUUCGAGGCCACUGAUUUAACAGACCAAAUACCUGGGUCCUCCAAAAUUGUUGAAAAACGCCUUCAAUACUGCACACUAGAUCCAACACCCCAAUUUAUGACUAGAAUCGAGCCAAAUAUUAGAUUUUAUUUGGUUGGACCCACCAAAAUCGACGAGUCAAACGAUCAGGAUGAUUUGGAUGGGCCUACGGAAAUCGACAUCGAUCCAAGUACUGCAUUUGAAUUGGAUGAAUCCACGAAAACUCACGUCGAUUCAAGUGCUACUGUGUUUGAUUUGGAUAGAUUCUUGGAAACCGAUAAUAUGCCAAAGCUCGUCAACCCAAAUUUCGCCUAUCAUGGAUGGAAUCAACUAGAUCGUUUUGUUGACCAACACAUCCAUACUCAACCAAAAUCAGUUGUUAACAUUGGUGUGGGGUGUUAUCAAUGUGGAGCAUUGAUCCUUCAUCAUCGGUUGGUAGAUCCCAAUCAGAUAGCUGUUUGUAAAAGUUGCAAGCAAAUAUCUGAAAUGAAGUGGAAACAAUGGGACUCUAUCAAAGUGGACCAAAACAAUGCCAAAUAUGCAUUGGUGACUGGUGCAAGAAUGAAGGUUGGCUAUUAUAUUGCAUUGAGAUUGUUAAAGAGUGGAUUCACUGUUAUGGUAACAACAAGAUUCCCUUGGAUUGCAAUAGAUCGUUAUUCAAUGGAAGAUGGUUACUCGGAGUGGAAGGAUAGACUAUUUGUAUAUGGUUGUGAUUUUAGACAUCUCCCAUCAGUCCAAUCAAUGAUCAAUCACAUCAAACAACUAUUCCCUCGUUUGGAUAUAUUAAUCAACAAUGCUGCUCAAACCAUUCGAAGACCACGUGCCUAUUUUAGAGAAUUAAUAGAAAAGGAAGAAUACCUAUCUCUCUCUUAUGGUUUAAUUGGUCAUAUUACUCAAUCUCUUAAAUUUAUAAAGAAUGGUGAUAGUAGUAAUUAUAAUGAAAUUCCAACACCAAAAAGAACAGUACAACUAUAUAAUAAUGAAAUACCAAAAAGUAUUAUGGAAUGUUCAUUGAUGACACAAAUACAAUUAUUGGAUCAUGACAGAGAAGAAAGAAAUGAUAAACUAUUCCCAGAAGGAUGUACAGAUUUACAUGGUGAACCAUUAGACAAGAGAGAACAAACAACUUGGAGAGAAACAAUUGAAGAAACAUCACCGAUUGAAAUGAUGGAAGUUCAAUUGGUCAAUGUUACAGUUCCAUUCAUGUUGAUCUCUCAACUAUCACCCAUUAUGUCAAACUAUAUCAAGACAGAUGGAGAUGACAACCAUUGGAAAUUUAUUGUCAAUGUAUCAGCACAAGAAGGAUCAUUCAACAAAGGAUACAAUCAUGGUCAUCACACUCACACCAAUAUGGCCAAAUCAUCACUGAAUAUGAUGACCUAUUCAAUCGCUGAGAGUUAUCUCAAGAAAGGUAUCUAUGUUUGUGGUGUAGAUACUGGAUGGUGUACAAAGAUGACAUCACAACUCAAAGAUGGACCAGAAUCACCACUCAAUGAGUUUGAUGGUGCUGCAAGAGUAUUGGAUCCAAUUGCAAGUAUAUUGUUGUUGGAUGAUGAUGAUUCAGCAAAAAGAAACAAGAUGCACGUUGGAGGAAUGUUUUGUCACUUCAAAGCACAAGAUAAUGUAAACUAUAGUGGUUCUGUAACAAGAAAUGAAUAA
Cavenderia fasciculata is the source of this 3477-nucleotide messenger RNA. Its product is annotated as putative short-chain dehydrogenase. The coding region runs from base 1 to 3477 and encodes 1158 amino acids. The record is from RefSeq and is a predicted model, not a curated record. The transcript has 2 exons. NCBI's taxonomy places the organism in Eukaryota, Evosea, Eumycetozoa, Acytosteliales, Cavenderiaceae.